Galleria mellonella (greater wax moth) is the source of this 3022-nucleotide messenger RNA. It is a transcript of the gene Yif1, whose product is annotated as protein YIF1B-B. Bases 136 to 1281 code for a protein of 381 amino acids. NCBI's taxonomy places the organism in Eukaryota, Metazoa, Arthropoda, Insecta, Lepidoptera, Pyralidae. Gene Ontology annotation, cellular component: endoplasmic reticulum-Golgi intermediate compartment; Golgi membrane; endoplasmic reticulum membrane. The record is from RefSeq and is a predicted model, not a curated record. Gene Ontology annotation, biological process: endoplasmic reticulum to Golgi vesicle-mediated transport. The transcript has 7 exons.
UUAGCAGUCAUUAUGUCAAUCAAACUCGACAGAUGUUGGUGAUGUGUUUGAAUCACUAAAAUCUUAUAAUAAAUUGAACAAAUGAAUCAAUAUAUUAUGUUAUCAUUAUUUUGUAGCCAGUAAACAUAUACUGUAAUGAAUUUUAACGCUUCUCGAAACGUUAAUCAGGCCGGGGGUAUUCGGAAGGCGAAACGGGUCAGCGAUAUUUCGGCUAUGGGGUCUCCAUCGCCAGCGCCCGCCUUCAGCCCGGGGCCAGCGUAUAAUCCACCAUAUUCACACCCCACUCCACCACCCCCAUACCAAGAAGGAAUACAAUUAGAAACAACUCAGGACUUUGGUUCUCCAAUACCUCCUACAAAUUAUAGCUACAUGGGUGGAUUUCCACAGGCGCCUAUGGCAUCCCCUGCUCAAAUAGGGUCAAUGUUACAGCAGCCUAUUGUCCAGGAUAUGGCAUUGCAAUACGGCAACCAACUCGCAGCCCAGGGGCGUGAGGUGAUGCAACGGGAGCUGAAUAAGUUUGUGCCAGUCUCUCGGUUGCGGUACUACUUUGCUGUAGACACCAGAUACGUCUUCAGGAAACUUCUACUAUUAAUAUUCCCGUUUACACAUAAGGAGUGGAUGGUGAAAUACGACCAGGACUUGCCGGUGCAGCCGCGGUAUGACAUCAAUGCGCCGGACCUCUACAUACCCUGCAUGGGCUACGUCACCUACGUACUUCUCGCUGGCUUCAUGCUGGGUCUCCAGCACCGCUUCUCACCAGAACAAAUAGGCAUCCAAUCAUCGAGUGCCCUCGCGUAUAUAAUCUUCGAAAUGGUCAUAUACCUGCUGACGUUGUACAUCACGAACACGAGCACCAACCUGAAGACGCUGGACCUACUGGCGUUCUCCGGAUACAAGUACACGGUGAUGAUCAGCAGUCUGCUGGCCGGGCUGCUGCUGGGCAAGACGGGAUAUUACUGCUGCCUCAUCUAUACCAGCUGCACACUCUCUUAUUUCUUGGUUAAAACCCUAAGGGUACAAGUAUUAGCGGGAUCGCAGUCCGCGGCCGCGGAGCAGGCGCCCUACGGCUACCAGCCCGCGUACGGCGCCUCCAACCCCUACGUGGACACGUGGGCGGGGCGGGGCGGGGCUGGCACCAAGCGGCGCGUGUACUUCCUGCUGUUCGUGUCCAUAGUGCAGCCGGUGCUCUCCUGGUGGCUCACGUACGGGCUCGUCCCACUCGAGGCGCCAGUGUCCUCGCCGCUUGCAGCCGCCGUGCCGCCCGUGCUCGCAGCACGAUAGCAGCCUCCACUGCGUCCUUAGAUAGUCUAUGGCCAGUUCACACCACGAACGAUUCAGUCUAUGGUGUGAAUAGACCACGCAUAUUAGAGUUAUUUGUACCGCUCUAUUUUUAUAAUCAUUCAAUUGAAAAAGCACUGUGGUGCGAAUUGCCCCACUAUAAAAAUCUUUGAGCGAUUCGCACCAUGGUCUGAAAGGCCCAAUGGUCGAUGGACGGGCACUGCCCUCUAGAAAAUUCGUCUUCACAUUGUUAUAAAAAAAGCCUACGUUCCACAUUCCCAUACAACUUACGUUUAAAUGUAUCACUGAUUUCUGUUACUUAAAAUAUGAAACUGGCAUGUCUAAACAUUAUAUUUUUACAGAGUUUUUAAAAUUGGAAUUUUAAAAUGUCACUGAAUAAUUAUAAUUAGCAGAAUUUGGUUGAAUAUAGAGUGCAUUCAGUUAAACUUUUAUAGUAGGUCUUUAUCUCAUUUUUUUUAUAUACGUGAAUGUUUCUUCCAUACAAAAUUAAUAGAUUAGUAUCAUUUAUUAAAACUGAAAUUGAAAGCAUGCCGUGAUAGAACAGCACACGUGACUGCUUCCACUAAAUAAAAAGUUUUUGUUAAUCGCUGGUUAUGGACCGUACUUAAUUUUCAUAUAUGUAUAGCGUUAAAGCUACCAAAAUAAUGUGUCCGAAGUAACCGAAAUUAUGCAGACAACAUUUGUUGGUUAAGGCAGGCAUGUGGCCAUACUGAUACGACACGACGAACAUAUGAACAUUGUAAUAGAAGGUAAGAUAGAAGGAAGGAGGGGAAGAGGGAGAUCAAGGAAUAGUUACAUCAGGCAGAUCAAGGAAGGAGUUGGUGUCGUGUCGUAUCAAGAGGUGAAGAGACUCGCUGAAAAUCGUAGUGAGUGGCAAGAGCUCCACCGACAAGAGCGCAGCUCUUAAAUAGGAUAGAUAGAGUGGCCAUACUAUUCAGCGAAGGAAGCACUGCCAAUACAAACUACGUUGACGCCGCUGAUUCUCUGCACUACAAUUACAAUAAAUUAUUCUAUUUUUGCAUUUCUAUUACAACGUUGUAUUGUAACGUUUGAAUGGUAAUGGUGUAUUUAGUUGUUGUAUAAAAAAAUGUGAGUUUUAUAACCGAUUUUAAAGAAGCAGCUUCUCAAUUCGAUUGUAUUUGUUCUGUGUAAGUUACGCAAAUAUUUCGCUAAUAUUCAUACGUUUUUUAUUAUUGUUUUAUAAUUCGAAAUGGUUUCCUUCCUUGUUGAUUCUCUAAUACUAAUUUUAUGUCGUGAUCUAUAGAGUGUAAUGAGAGACUGAAACAUACGUUACGUAUUUACGAAAUAUCUAUUUAAUAAUCUUUUAAUACUCGUUUUACGUUUGUGUAUUUCAAUUUUAAACGCGUAUCGCUAACGCUGUGCUUUGUUACGAUACCUUGAUUUGUCAUUUGUUCUAUUCAUCUUCAUUUAUACUGCGACAGAUGAAGUGUCGACAGGCGGCGUUAUUAGUCAGUUUUAGAUUAAGCCCGUGAUAAAUAUAUUCUUGUACCAAGUUUAUAUUUUAAUAAAUAAUUUUGCAAUCGAAACUGUCAUUUCUACUUCCCCCACCACAUAUAUUUAUUUGUAACGCCCUCUAUCGGAGCUUUAUCGACAAAAUUAUAAAGAUUGAAAGCAAAUUAUGUAAUAUUUAUUUGUAAAUAUGACUUAAAGUUGGAUUCAACAACGGAAAUUGUACAAUAAAUAUAACAAUAUAUAAAAAAUA